Tetrapisispora phaffii CBS 4417 is the source of this 1302-nucleotide messenger RNA. It is a transcript of the gene BNA2, whose product is annotated as dioxygenase BNA2. Lineage: Eukaryota; Fungi; Ascomycota; Saccharomycetes; Saccharomycetales; Saccharomycetaceae. The record is from RefSeq and is a predicted model, not a curated record. Gene Ontology annotation, molecular function: heme binding; indoleamine 2,3-dioxygenase activity; metal ion binding. The transcript has a single exon. The coding region runs from base 1 to 1302 and encodes 433 amino acids. Gene Ontology annotation, cellular component: cytoplasm. Gene Ontology annotation, biological process: 'de novo' NAD+ biosynthetic process from L-tryptophan.
AUGACAGGAAUUUUAAAUUAUAUUAGAGGAGUCAGGAAUGACGAUAUUACUUUAGAGAAAUAUGCAAUAUCAGCAAAAUAUGGCUUUUUAUCAACAAAACAACCGGUUCAGUUUAUUAACAUUGAAUAUUAUAAACCUUGGGAAGACAUUAUUGAAAAUUUACCUGAUUUAUUAAAGGAAGGAAAUUUGAGAGAAGAAAUUGAUACAAAUUUACCUAUAUUAGAGGUAAGUGAUGAGUUGUUGAAUAAUGUUUUCUAUUUAAGAAGAGCUUAUUCGAUAUUGACAUUUUUAACAAAUGCAUACGUUUGGGGUAAUAAGUUCAAUGGUGAAACUCCGAUUGAAAUUUUAUCUGAUAAUAUUGCUAAACCGUUAUUAAAAAUUGCCAAUAUUUUGGGUUUACCACCGUUAAGCACGUAUGCUGGUUUGAUCUUAUGGAAUUUUAAGACAGUCAGUGCUAAUAACCUGUGUUGUGAGACAGAUCCUAUUCAAAUUGAAAUUUUAAACACUUUUACUGAUUUAGAUGAUGAACGCUGGUUUUAUAUUAUUAGUGUGUUUUAUGAAAAGAUAGGUGGUUCAGUAUUGGAAUGUGGUGUGGAGAUACUUAACGCCAUCAAGAAUGAAGAUAUUAGGUUGCUGAAGAGUCGCUUGAAUCUUAUAUCAAGUUAUACUUAUAUUUUAGGUGACCUUUUCACCAGAAUGAAUGAGCAUACAAAUCCGGAUAUUUUUUACAACGUUUUAAGACCAUUUUUAACAGGCUGGGAAAAUUCAAAAGACUUAGGCUUGCCAAAUGGAGUAAAAUAUGGUAGACAUGGUAAAUAUAAGAAGUUUGCAGGUGGCUCUAAUGCUCAAAGUUCAUUGAUUCAAUUUAUUGAUAUUCUUUUAAACGUUGAACAUAAAAAUGAAGAAGGAGUGGCCAAUGGUUUAUCUUACAUUUUGGAAAUGAGAAAAUAUAUGCCCUAUUUACAUAGGAAGUUCCUAGAACAUUUCUCAGCAGCAUGUAAAUUGAAGGAGUUUGUUUUAAAACAUGCCGAUGAUCAUCCAGAUUUAGUUAAAGAUUAUGAUGAUUGUUUGGAUAAUCUGAAAAUGUUCAGAGAUAAGCAUGUAAAAUUGGUUACCACUUACAUUAUUACCCCAUCCAGAAAGGCAAAAACGCUAGAAACCAAUAAACGUAAGCACCAUAUAAACAAUGGACUAGCUAUAAAAGGUACAGGUAGCACUUCUUUUGUUCUUUUCUUAAAACAAUGUAGAACUGAUACUGUUGACGCUGGAAUAAAUUUUAAGAAAGGAAAAAGAAGCUCUUAA